AUGUUUUCUAACUACUGUUUUGACCUUGAAGCCAGACCCCAGAUGCAGAGCCAGAGGGCAGAAUGGGCUCUGUAUUCCUCUAGGACAGAGGAGGCCAUCCAGCAUCCACACCUGAUCAGUUCCUCUGAAGACAGCAGACGGAUUUGCACAGAGAAAUCUGUGGUAUGCAGCAGGGGACAUGUGGUCAUUGUUGGAUUUUACCCCCUCUAUUCUUGGGAAUUGUUCAUUCAAAGCUUGAAUGACCCUACCCUGCAGCAACAGAACAUUCAGAUCAACUUAAAGAAAUACCAAUUGCUUCUCACCCUGCUGCUGGCUGUGGAAGAGAUCAACAAGAAUCCCCAUCUGCUACCCAACAUGACUCUGGGGUUUGAGAUCUAUACAGCACAUUACUCAGGUACUGAUCUGUUAGAGGAUCCUCUCAUCUGGCUGUCUGGGAAAAAUAAAAACAGCCCCAAUUACACCUGCAGAAGAGACAGCAAAGCUUUAGCAGGACUCACAGGAACCUCAAGCACAUCUGUUCCAAUCGGGACACUGCUGGACCUCUACCAACUUCCACAGUUCAUUUUUGGGGCUUUUGAUCCUCUCCUGAGUGACCAUGGAAAGUUUGGGACUGUCUAUCAGAUGGCAGCCAAAGACUCAGAUCUAGCCCUGGCCAUGGUCUCUUUGAUGCUUCAUUUCGGCUGGACCUGGGUGGGACUGUUCAUCACUGAAGACAACUAUGGUGUGUGGUUCCUCUCAGAAUUGAGAGAAGAGAUGGGCAAGAGUAGAGUCUGUUUUGCCUUUGAGAACAUGAUCCCUUACAAUGCCUUUACAGAUUACUCAGAUGAUCUGUCCACGUAUUGCCAGCUAAUGGACUCAUCAACCAAUGUGAUUAUCAUUUAUGGGGACAGUAAAUUUCUACUAAGCUUUAUUGUUAAAUUUGGGCACAUUUUAAUUACAAGGAAAGUGUGGGUCAUGAACUCACCCUAUGAUGACAUCACCAUUGGUAAAAGAUAUUUUCUGAUCCACUCCUUCCACGCAUCUCUCACCUUCUCUCAUCAUCAUAGAAACACUUCUCUGUUCACCAAUUUUAUUCUGAAAGGUACCUUGUCAAAUAACUUAGGAAAUAAUUCCCUUCCUAGGUCAUGGAUUCAGUCUGUUUAUAGCCUACUGAUUAAGUCUGACUGCAGAGACUUGGGGCACUGCUCAUACAAUGGCACACUCCAUUGGUUGCUGAGGCAUAUUUUUGACAUGACCAUGUCAGAAGAGAAUUACAACAUCUAUAAUGCUGUGUAUGCCUUGGCCCACACCCUCCACCAGAUGUUUCUUUGUCACAUGGAGGAGCCACUAGGGCACAAUGGUCAAUCAAGGGCAUUUCUCUCUUCACAGCUGCAUCCCUUUUUGAAGAAUAUCCAAUUUACCAAUCCUGUUGGAGACCAAGUGGUUUUGAAUGAGGAAAGGAAAUUGGAGGCAGAAUAUGACAUUAAGAGCUUUUGGAAUUUUCCAGAAGGUCUGGGACAAAGGGUGAAAGUUGGCGAGUUUUCUCCAUCUAGGCCAUAUGAUCAACAACUGAUUUUGUUUGAAAAUCUGAUAGAGUGGCCCAUAGGAAUUACCAAGACUCCUCAGUCUGUCUGCACUGAGAACUGUGGUUCUGGAUACAGGAAGGCCUCUGUGGAAGGAAAUGCUACCUGUUGCUUUGACUGCAUUCUUUGUCCAGAGAAUGAGAUUUCUAAUGCAGACAGUGAUUCUCACUCCUCAUCAGACAUGGAGCCGUGUGUCAGGUGUGCAGAUCAUCAAUUUGCCAACACCCAGAGAAACCACUGCCUCAUGAAAACUGAGGGCUUCCUGGCUUAUGAAGACCCCUUGGGCCUGUCCCUGGUCUGCAUGGCUCUCUGCUGCUCUGCACUAACAGCUGCUGUUCUUGGGGGGUUUAUCAAGCACCAAGACACCCCUAUUGUCAAGGCCAAUAACCGGGCACUCAGCUACAUCCUGCUCAUCUCCCUCACCUGCUGCUUCCUCUGCUCCUUGCUCUUCCUUGGCCGUCCCAACACAGCCACCUGCAUCCUGCAGCACACCACAUUCGCAGUGGUCUUCACCGUGGCUGUCUCCACGGUCCCAGCAAAGAUCAUCACUGUGCUUCUGGCCUUCACACUCACUGAUCCAGGGAGAAGCAUGAGACUGUGGCUGUUGUCCGGGGCUCCUAACCUCAUCAUCACCAUCUGCACUCUCAUCCAAGUGACUCUCUGUGGUCUCUGGCUGGGAAUCUCUCCUCCUUUUGUGGACAUAGAUGCACACUCUGAACAUGGCCACAUCAUCAUCCUGUGCAACAUGAGCUCUCUCACCGCUUUCUUUUCUGUCCUGGGAUACCUGGGUGCCCUGGCCCUGGCCAGCUUCACUGUGGCUUUUCUGGUCAGGAACCUGCCUGACACCUUCAAUGAGGCCAAGUUCCUGACCUUCAGCAUGCUGAUGUUCUGCAGUAUGUGGCUCACCUUCCUGCCUGUCUACCAUAGCACCAAGGUGAAGGUCAUGGUGGCCGUGGAGGUCUUCAUCUUGGCCCCCAGUGGAGGCCUCCUGAGCUGCAUCUUUGCCCCCAAGUGUUACAUUGUCUUGAUAAGACCUGAGAGAAAUUCACUGCACAGGUGUAGGGAGAGAACAACUGAAAGAAAUAAAUCUUAA
This is a messenger RNA of Dipodomys spectabilis (banner-tailed kangaroo rat), 2655 nucleotides long. Its product is annotated as vomeronasal type-2 receptor 116-like. The transcript has 7 exons. Bases 1 to 2655 code for a protein of 884 amino acids. Gene Ontology annotation, biological process: G protein-coupled receptor signaling pathway. Lineage: Eukaryota; Metazoa; Chordata; Mammalia; Rodentia; Heteromyidae. Gene Ontology annotation, cellular component: membrane. Gene Ontology annotation, molecular function: G protein-coupled receptor activity. The record is from RefSeq and is a predicted model, not a curated record.